AGCUAUAGAAGCGAACAGCUGGUUCGAUUUCCAAAACAAUUUCUUUUUAUUUCAAUUCCAUUUACUUUGUUUUUGCUCCUAAAACUGCGUCAUGUGGUUGGAAAUUGUUGCACUGCUGCUAACGGCAAUCGUUUUAUGGGACUAUCUAAGUACGCGACGACAAAAAAAAAUGAUAGACGCGGCUGGAAUUAAGGGUCCAAUAGAGCUCCCUCUGCUGGGCAAUGCGCCAGUCCUUAUGAUGGGCGAGUCAGCUAAAACUAUGCUGAGCCUGGUAUCACGUAUUAUUGCAAAACAUGGUAAAAAUAUAAAAUUAACCAUGUUGCAUGAGUACGGCUUCAUCACCGCCGAUGUGAGAAUGAUUGAAGCCAUUUUGAGCAGCCAGCAGACAAUUAAAAAGAACAGUUUGUACAACCUGCUGCAGUACUGGCUGGGAAAUGGCCUGCUGCUGAGCACCGGCAAAAAAUGGUUUAGACGCCGCAAAAUUAUCACACCCACUUUCCACUUCAAGAUACUCGAAGAGUUCGUGGAGGUCUUCGAUCAGCAGAGUGCUGUUAUGGUAGAGAAACUGUACGAUCGAGCCGAUGGCAAGACUGUCAUCAAUAUGUUCCCAGUCGCCUGUCUGGCUGCCCUCGAUAUCAUUGCCGAAACAUCGAUGGGUGUGAAAAUCAAUGCACAGAACGAACCCAACUUUCCCUAUGUGCAAGCCGUGAAGACUGUAUCCAACCUAAUGGCCGAGCGCUUCAUGAGUCCCCUGCAGCGUUACGAUCAAACCAUGCGCAUAUUCUUCCCACGGCUCUUUCGCAAACUGAACCAGAAUAUCAAAGUCAUGCAUGACUUUACAGACAAGGUCAUUGCGGAGCGUCGUGAUACCCUGGAAAAGGCAAUGAAGGAGUCCACACAAAACACCGCAAGUGCCGACGACAAUGACGUGGGCUGCAAACGCCGCAUGGCGCUACUGGAUGUCCUGCUGCAGUCCACGGUUGAUGGGCAGCCACUGAGCAAUCAAGACAUUCGCGAGGAGGUGGAUACAUUCAUGUUUGAGGGUCACGACACGACGACCAGUGCCAUCUCCUAUACCCUGUAUCUGCUGGCCAGGCAUCCAGAGGUGCAAGCGCGCGCCUUCCAAGAGGCCGUCGACGUCUUUGGCGCUGACAAAGCCAAGCCGAGUACCAUGCGGGAUCUGGGCGAAUUGAAGUAUUUGGAAUGCGUCAUUAAGGAAGCACUUCGCUUGUUUCCACCAGUGCCCAUUAUUGGCCGCCAUCUGACAGAGGAUGUUACGUUGAAUGGAAAGAACUUUGCCGCCGGCACAAACAUCAUCUUGCUCAUCUACAAUGCACAACGAGAUCCAGACUUUUUCCCCGAGCCGGAAAAGUUCGAUCCGGAUCGUUUUAGUCCAGAAAACAACAGCAAGAUUGAUGUCUUUGCGUAUGCUCCAUUUUCGGCGGGUCCACGCAACUGCAUUGGCCAAAAGUUUGCCAUGCUGGAGAUGAAGAGCACCAUUAGCAAAAUGCUGAGACACUUCGAGAUACUGCCACUGGGCGAGCCUGUGCAACCGAUCAUGAAUUUGAUCUUGCGCUCCACGACUGGCAUUAAUAUAGGACUGAAGCCGCGUAUUUACUGAAACACAAACUAACUGAAUUAAUACUCGAUUUA
Drosophila hydei is the source of this 1653-nucleotide messenger RNA. It is a transcript of the gene Cyp4d14, whose product is annotated as probable cytochrome P450 4d14. Lineage: Eukaryota; Metazoa; Arthropoda; Insecta; Diptera; Drosophilidae. Gene Ontology annotation, molecular function: monooxygenase activity; iron ion binding; heme binding. The transcript is spliced from 4 exons. Bases 92 to 1621 code for a protein of 509 amino acids. The record is from RefSeq and is a predicted model, not a curated record.